Clarias gariepinus (North African catfish) is the source of this 2119-nucleotide messenger RNA. RefSeq lists its product as uncharacterized. The transcript is spliced from 5 exons. The record is from RefSeq and is a predicted model, not a curated record. Lineage: Eukaryota; Metazoa; Chordata; Actinopteri; Siluriformes; Clariidae. Bases 81 to 806 code for a protein of 241 amino acids.
GAGGUUUAAAAGGCAGGUUGAAAAAAAGCAUUGCUACAGUACCUUAGGGAGGUCAGUCACUGUAGCGUCCCACUGAAGAAAUGGUUAAUCUACGUGGUCUCUUCAUACCACAGCUUCUGUUUGCUUUCUUUACAACAUGUCUCUGUGAGAUCACUUCAGCAGAUGUCAGAUAUGUCCAUCCUGGAGAGACCAUCACCCUGCCCUGUAACAUUACUGACUAUCCGUUGAUAUCAUGGUAUCAACUGAGAUCUGAUGAAGUGAAGCUGCUGAUAUCUGCUGAACUACUGGGCAUAGACAAAAUCUUUUCCCUCUCUUAUACUGUGAAUGAAAGCCAUUUUGGUAUAAAAGAAAGCAGCAGUUUGGCCACUUUAGUGAUUAUUGGAGUUAGAGAGACAGAUGUGGGGUUUUAUUACUGUGAAGGUCGAAACAGGAUACACAAACAGUUUGAGAAACUCAUAAGACUCAACUUUGCAGAUAUUUCACCUGCCCCAAAAAAUCACUCCUGUAAUUCAGCUAAGCAUCAGGAUACCCUGCGGUCUACAGGAUUAGAGUUCUGGAUUGCAGUGUGUGUGUGUUCAGUCUCAAUCCUAAUAAACCUCAGUUUUGUGUUUUGCUGCAUAUUCAAAGGAAAGUCAUUAACGUCUUGCCGCUUCUCCAGUAACCCCACAGACUCCAAACAAAAGGAAGAAAACAUUCAGUAUGCAAGUGUCCAGUACAAAAGAAGGUCCAGAGCAACUGCAAAGAAAAACACAGCAUUAGAGUCAGACAAAGUGAUUUAUGCAGCAGUCACUCCGAAGACCAACUGAGCAGCACAAGGUGUCACAGAUUGAUUAAGCAGCAUUAAAAUGGUCUCUCUUCUCUGUCUCUCCCUCCAAUCUGUUUUAAAAAGGAUCUUAAAAUGACAAUACGAUCUUUAAAAUUAAAGGUUUUAGCCAAUAUAUCAGGAAUUAUUGCAUAACUAUUAUUAAAAAAUUAGAUAAUUAAAAGUAUUUAUGUAAAUGUAAACACAAUAAAAUAAUUUCACCAUAAAUGCAUAGUAAAAUCUUCUAAAUGCUUUUAUUAGACCAACCUUAUUUACUCAUAAAAGUGUGACCAAAUUUAAAGCUCCGGGGAACCUGGUAUAAAUUUUGUUACAAUUUCAUUUAUUACUGUUUGUGUAAUUUGAUUAUUAAUUUAGAUAAUAUCAAAAAUGUAGAAUUUUUUCAUGAUAUUUACAACAAUACAUUGUAAUGUCUUUCAGAUUUAAAGUGAUUAUUACUUAGAAAUUAAUUAUAUAAUUAUGUAAUUUUUUAUUAUUAUUAGUAGUAGUAGUAGUAGUAAUAAUAAUAAUAAUAAUAAUAAUAAUAAUAAUAAUGGUAAAUAAGGUUUAAUUAUUUUACUGCAUAAAUGAUAAACAUUGGGAAAAAUAUCUACCUGAAAAUGUACCCCAGGAAAUGGACACAGUUAUAAAGUGUUAGAGUGAAAUAGUGAGGAAAAAAGAUGAAAAAAAAAAUGUGAUUCUUGUGGACAGUUUUAUUCAUUACUUAUUAUAUCAAUUAAUAAAACUAAAGUAGCUUGCAUGAUAAAACACUUCGGGAAUUCUUGUGGAUAUGUUAUGGCAGUUUUAUUAAUUACUUAUUAUAUUGAUUAAUAACAUUAACUUGCAUAAUAAAAAGCUUCUGGAAUUCUUGAGGAGAUAAAACAGCAAUGACAAACAUUUUUUAGCAAGUCCCUGCUGUAUCAGAAUUACAGAUGACUCUGUCUAUGUUAAUAGCUACUGUAACUGGCUUCUUUUUAAAAUGCAUGAAUUACAUUAAAAGUGAAAUUUACCAUCAAUAUAAUACCCAUGUUGAGCACUUGAUGCUAAUCUCUGUGUAAAAAUGCACAAAUAAUUUUUUACAUUUUUUACGUGAUUUUAACAUUGUGUACAAUGGUCACAACAGUCACAGGAACAUACUGUAGCCUUUCCGGUAUGUCCCUCAUAUAUACUUCUGGGUGCCACAAAAUCAAUCAUGCUCCUAAAACAUAUAAGAAUUACCAUUUGAUUAUAUAGAUGUUUCUUUAACCAUGUUUCAAAUUACUGAUGUAAACUUCAACUCAAAUGUACAAGCAACUAAUAAACUUCUUUAAGUCUUCUAAA